Molecule: messenger RNA, 605 nt
Organism: Caenorhabditis angaria
Lineage: Eukaryota; Metazoa; Nematoda; Chromadorea; Rhabditida; Rhabditidae
Source: the annotation of a GenBank genome assembly
AUGAAAUAUCUCACAGGGUUUGUUAUGUGGAUAGCAUUUUCAACAUUUAUUAUAAGUUGUUUUUCCAAAGAUAUUCCACAAAAACGAAGAAUGGUUUUAAGAUUACCAUUUGUGAAUCAAGGAUCGGUGAGUUAUGUUAUCACUUCUGAAAAAAAGCAAAGUUUGAACUUUCUAAUAAAAAAUAUAACAAUUUUCUACAUGAAAAACAAAGGCUUACGUGAUUAUAAUAAUUUCCAAAAAAAACUUUUGAGCACUUUUAAAUAAAAUAAAUAUGUUAAAUUUAUCUGUUUACAGUUCAAAAAUGACGACAGAUUAUAGCUGUGAAAUUCGAAAACAAACAUGAUCUGUUUUUGAGCUAUUUUCUCACGAAAUAGUACAAGGAUAUUUUUCCUGUUUUGAUAUUUAUUUUUUCUAUACAUCCGAAAUUGCACCAAAGUAUUUUAUGUUUUGGAUAAAUCUAUAUUUAUUCAUAAAUGUAUUUUCAGAAUCUCUCUGGUGGACAACGCGUAUUUCGAACAUUUGUCGUUGGAAAUGGACCAAAAUCAAAGAAAUCGGAAAAGAAUUUGGAUAUACUUCAAUUAUUGAUGAAUUCUGAUUAUAACUGA